AUGCCAUCAUCACGUGAUGCUAAUAGAUUGAUCGGGGAUUCCCCGAGCGUCAUCGGUAGUUUUUUUGCUACAAAAUCUGGGGAAUUUUUGGCCCAAAAUAGGCGCUGACAUCACAAUAAUUUUCCGAAAUCGUGGAAGCCAUAUAGUCUCGGGAUGGCUGAAACUUCAGACCCCAGCCUACUGGAUGACGUUUGUCCCAGCAUGCCACUGGAGACGAUGCUAAAGCUCUUAGAACAGCCAGCAUCCCACAGUCCCAUGGACGAGACACAGAGGGCUGUUAUGGAGGUUAUGGACAGAGACAAUACUGCUGUCAUGGAGGUGUUGAAUAGAGACCCUACAGAGGGGGCUAUUCCUGUAGUUGUUAAUGGAGAUCCGGACACGUCAAUGGCGGGGGUUCUGAACAGUGAUGAUCAAGUAGCCGUGAUGGACGUACUGAACAGGGACCCAUAUGCCGAGGAAGUGACUGUUGUACUGGAGACAAAAACAAACUUUCCACCUGUAGAAGAAACAAGCAAAACUGUUGUAAUACUGGACUCUGUGAACAAUGAUUCUAUAAACAUCAGUGGAUCACAGCUACCCAUGGACUGGGACACAUUUCAAGAACUCGAGGAAAUCAUAAAGAAGGAUGAAAUGCUGUUAUCCACAACUGUGAAGCAGGAGCAGCCAGAGCUCAAGGACUUGGCAGCUUGUAGAUUUCGGGAAGUGAAGGACAAGAAACCACCUGUUAUUGAGAUCAUCGAGCAGCCCAAGGCCCGGAGCCUGCGCUUUCGCUACGAGUGUGAGGGACGGUCGGCGGGCAGCAUCCUGGGCGAGAACUCCUCACCUGAGAACAGAACAUACCCAUCCAUACGGCUGCUAAACUGCAGUGGUCCUGCCAUGAUCCUGGUUUCCUUGGUAACCAAGGAUGACCCGCCUAAGCCCCACCCACACAGCCUUGUGGGUAAAGGCUGCAUUCACGGCAUCUGUAAAAUCAAUGUUCCUGACUGCAGGGCACCAAUCAGCUUCCCCAACCUGGGGAUCCAGUGUGUGAAGAGGAAGGAGAUUACCCAGGCUCUGGCUCAGAGGUUACGUCUGGGGAUCGACCCUUUCCACACGUACAACAGACACAAGGGGAAGAUGGAUGAGGUGGACCUGAACACGGUGCGGCUGUGUUUCCAGGCCUUCCUCCCUGACCCCCAGACUGGACAGUGUACUGUCUCAGUCCACCCCAGGGUGUCUACUCCCAUCCACGACAAGAAAGCCCCCGGAGCAGCUGAGCUGAGAAUAUGUAAGAUGAACAAAGUGUCGGGUCCUGUGACCGGAGGGGAUGAGGUUACCCUGUUGUGCGACAAAGUUCAGAGAGAUGACAUUGAAGUGAUCUUCACAGCCAAGCCCAUGGGAAUCAAGUGGGAGUCCAGGGGAGACUUCUCACCUACUGAGGUGCACAGACAGGUUGCCAUUGUUUUCAAGGCUCCUGCAUACUUUAACCUGACCAUAAGGGAGCCAGUCAGAGUGCAGGUGCGACUGAGACGUCCGUCUGAUGGGGAGGAAAGUGAGCCGUUUGACUGGAUGUACACUCCAGUGGACAAAGAUGAACACAGUGUUGAGUCUAAGAGACGUAAGAAGAUGCCAGACUUUGCCAAGUUCCUGAACAUCCCUCCCAGCAGUGGGGCUACAGCAGGGCCAGCUCACACACACCGGAUGGCAAGGUCCAACUUGAGAGGCCUUACCAUGGAGUCACUACAGACACACCCAUCCCCAGCAGCAGCAGCUGCAGCACCACCUGUGUCUGAGGAUGUUAGACAGCUGUUACGCAGGAAAGUCCAGGGUCAAGGUCAAGGAGGAUCACAGCAGCUGUUUAUGCCUCCCAUGCAGACUGGACAGCUCAAGCAAGAUCAAGACUUGCCCUCCUGUGCAUUUGCCACCUCAAGUCAGCUUCCCUCCCAGCCAGGCCUGGCAGCUGCUAGCUCUGGUGCCUCUGCCAUGAGAGCCGCUCCCCCAGCCUACCCACCAUCCUCCCAGCCAGCCUACCCUCCCCAGUUCUCAGGGGUUAGCUUCAGUGGGCUGAUGCAGGCCACUAAGUCUAACAUCCCCCUGGCUUCCAGAGUGGACCCUACAGGUACAGUAUACAACCCCGCAGCCUUCAUCAGCAGGGGUGGGAGGAAGUCUGCCAAAACUGCAGCGUCUGGGACAGCUCAAAAACAGAAGCCGCCACCAACCACAGCUGCCUCUGCCUCUGCCUCAGGUGACAAGAACAACUUCACAACAACAGACCUGUCAUCCCUGGGACUCACCUUCACACAGGUAGAGGUAAAGAAACCAGACCCACAGUCAGGGGUACAGCCAGAGGUUUACCUGGAACCAUACCAGGGUGGGGAUGAGCUGUUAAACUCCAUAGAUAUCAGCUCGCUGGAGCUGGGGUCUGAGGUCACCAUUGAUGCCAACACUCAUGCUGACCUUAAUGAGCUACUAGAGAUGGUCAAACAGGACAAAGAGGAGUGAGAAGUACCAAUAGUGGUCUUUAGAGAUGACCAGUCAGGUUUCAAUAUAACUUUAGGGCUUAUUCUGUUUUUAACAAAAUUGUCAAUUCUGUUUGGUCUGUGAUAGCUAGUUAGAUUGCGUUUGGAAAUGCACAAGGUAGUUUGCAUGAUGUUGUAAUAAAUACUUCAUACUAAGGCAGCUAUUUAGAAUCAGGAGCUCUUUGGUAUGAUAGCAUUUUUCCAUGUGUAGCAUAUGUGAGCCAAUAUGUAUUAUGAUACUGAUAAGUGUGUAAACAUUAGUACCAUGUUUGAAAUGUAUGUACAUACAGUUUUAUAAAUUUGCACAUUAAAUAUGACAUUUAGUGUUGAAGUGCCUUUUGUUUUGCAUGGACAUUUACUUUUUUCUCAUCUAGAUAUCUAAUGUUGAAUACUUCAGUUUUUAAGUUUUGAUAUGUAAACUUAAGCUGUAAUUGAGAAAUUUAUGAUUCUGACAAUGAUUAACAUUGGAUAUCUGAGCAUGGAUUUCAACAUUCCAUUUCAUAUUUUAUGCUAUGGUUGUUGCUGUUAAAUACAAUGGUAUAUACGUAAGAGUGUGAAAGCCAAGCUUUCUUUUGUAAAAAGUGUAAAUAUUGUGGCUAUACUUGCUUGUACAUGCCAGGUCAUGACUGGCAUUGCUGGCAAACUGGCCAGGGUACAGUCAUCAAUGUCACCGGCCACUGUGGUUACAUAUAUCCACUGAUGUCAAAAUGGUAUCAUACUAUAUUAACAUAAUUAAGACUACAUUCAUUCUGACUGCAUACACAUUGCAGAAAUAUUCCUCUGCUUGCAAUUGGUAUGAAUUUUUUUUUCAGUCAGUCAGAGCAUCUGUCUUGAAAACAUGUCUUUUAUGGAUGACAUGUAGAAAGUAACAUGAAAAUGGACCAACUAGAACCUUGUUUGACCAUGAUUGUGUGGCAGGGGGAGGGUGUUUUUUUAGUAAUGUGGCUUCUGCUGGUAAUGGAGACAAUCUGUACAGAAUGUGCCUGAUUAAUUAUGCAGACUUGGAUAAAGGAAGGUAGGAGAUAAGCUGAUGCUGGUGAUACAUGUACCUACAGUAGUAGCAAAAUGAUGAUUCUACAUGUAUUAGAAAGAUAAAGUGGCUAAAAAUAGCCUCAUUUUAAGACAUAUUUAUUUUUGCAAAUACUAUAUACAGAUGCAUUAUCAAUGGUAAUUUCUGUGUUUUAGAUACAUGUACUUUUAUGAGUGCUGUUUGAGCCUUCAGCCUGCUUCAGGAACAAUAUUACUGACUACAGAUUGAAGAACAAUUUGCCGUUAGUUUGUUGUUGUGGUUGUAUAUGUAUAAAAAGAUCAAUGUGUAUUAAAACUGAGAGUGA
Branchiostoma belcheri (Belcher's lancelet) is the source of this 3832-nucleotide messenger RNA. Its product is annotated as proto-oncogene c-Rel-like. Gene Ontology annotation, molecular function: RNA polymerase II cis-regulatory region sequence-specific DNA binding; DNA-binding transcription factor activity, RNA polymerase II-specific. The record is from RefSeq and is a predicted model, not a curated record. Gene Ontology annotation, biological process: regulation of transcription by RNA polymerase II; innate immune response; response to cytokine. Lineage: Eukaryota; Metazoa; Chordata; Leptocardii; Amphioxiformes; Branchiostomatidae. Gene Ontology annotation, cellular component: cytoplasm. Bases 154 to 2481 code for a protein of 775 amino acids. The transcript has 10 exons.